This is a messenger RNA of Podarcis raffonei (Aeolian wall lizard), 1573 nucleotides long. Its product is annotated as phospholipase A2 inhibitor and Ly6/PLAUR domain-containing protein-like. NCBI's taxonomy places the organism in Eukaryota, Metazoa, Chordata, Lepidosauria, Squamata, Lacertidae. The coding region runs from base 325 to 1251 and encodes 308 amino acids. The record is from RefSeq and is a predicted model, not a curated record. The transcript is spliced from 4 exons.
GGAACCAGUCAUUCACAAAACCUUUGACCUCCUCAUAAGGUUUUGAUUUCCAUUGGUUAUCCAUCUCCUUCACUAAUUGUUCAUAGGUGGCCCAAUUUUUACUCAUAUUUAUCUUUUUCACACUCAUUGCCUAAAGAGGCGAUAGUCACCAUGGUGUUUUACAUUCUAAUAAAUGCUUAUAUCUAUCUCACACCUCAUACAAUGACUUUCAAAAUAUGUGGUUCCCAAAUCCUUUAUGAGCUUUUACCUUAUCAUACCAAAAAUAUGUGUGCCAUCGAAGAUGAAUAAAUCAGCCAAUUUCAGCAUGGAGCUUAGAAUUUCAAUAUGUUCCUCUGUGUCUUCUUGGCAAACACACAGCCCCCACUCCCAGACCUUACUGAACCAUUUGUUCCCAAGAGUUGCCCACAUCAUGAAUCUAUAGCCUUUAAAUAUCUCCACGUAAGACUCUACCUGCAUCAGUUCUCUGCCUUGGUAUAUCUCUGCUCUGAGUCACCAAAUCUUUCAAGAAUGCAGAAAGCACUUCUGAGCACCUGCCUCCUCUUGGCCCUGCUUUCUCCAGGUAAGAAUCAACCUGCAGAAUUGGAUUCUUUUAAUCAUCUUUUAAUGACACUGAAAAGACCAUUAAGCUUGUUACCAUCUCAGGAAAUCUGCUGCAAUAACCUCUAUCUCCUUUAUGCAGCGACUUCUCUGAUUUGUUCCUCCUGUAAUAGUAAUGCAACUUCAUGUAAAGGUAAAAAAUCUGAGAUCUGUCGCUCUAAUCCAAUCUGUGUCUCUGGUGUUCUGGAUAAUAAUAUAGUUCAACAGUAUAAAGUGGUAACUUACCGGGGAUGUGGUCAUUCCCAACGUUGCCACUCAGGUGAUUACAGUUUAACUUCAGCCAAUGGUAAAUACCUCCAGAUGAAGGUCUUCUGCUGCGGAACAUACAAGUGUAAUAAGGAACCUCUCUAUGUUCCACCUCGUGAGGAUCUUUCCCCCAAUGGUCUAUGGUGCCCAGCCUGCUUCGGCCAAAGCUGUGAAGGUCAGGGGACUGUCAGCUGCCUUGGCAAUGAGACCAAGUGCAUUGACUAUUCUAGCGGGGCUAUAUAUGUAUAUGGUUUCCUUCCGCCACUGACACUCAAAGGCUGCGCAACUGAAGACAUGUGUGCCCUUAAUGGAAAAAGAUUUACAUAUGGCUAUCUUCACUUAGAGCGGAUUGUAACCAAAUGCUCUGAUGCUAAGAAAGCCUCGGAGCAGAUCGUUCUUGAAGGGUAGAUAGGAGAGAGGAAAGCUCUCCUCCUUGUCAAUUCCAUUGUUCAUGGUACCAGCAGAAUAUAAUAAUAGCUUAUGGUGAGAGGAGGGGCAGAGGCCUACUGGGUUUUCUUUUUCACUAUUUAUGAAAUUCAUGAUCAAAAUAAACUCUUCUGACACAUCUGUAUUCUUUAUCUGUAUGUUUUAUAUAUGUAGAAUGUGUGGAAUGAUGAGAAAGGGUAUUUGACGGGAAAUAUGAGAAUUGGCUUUGUGUUUUAUUCAACCCUACUUCCUUCUACUGCUAAAUUUACAUGAUAGCACAAAAACUCUCUCACACACAAAUGCC